Messenger RNA from Lineus longissimus, 3605 nucleotides. RefSeq names its product calpain-B-like. The transcript has 19 exons. NCBI's taxonomy places the organism in Eukaryota, Metazoa, Nemertea, Pilidiophora, Heteronemertea, Lineidae. Gene Ontology annotation, cellular component: cytoplasm. The coding region runs from base 137 to 2248 and encodes 703 amino acids. Gene Ontology annotation, molecular function: calcium ion binding; calcium-dependent cysteine-type endopeptidase activity. The record is from RefSeq and is a predicted model, not a curated record. Gene Ontology annotation, biological process: proteolysis.
ACAGCUAUAUCUUACCGAUGGGAACGAGAUUGUAUACAUCUGCUGGCCCUAAAUAUGAGUCAAUAAGAUACGCCCUCGACACAUUGGCAAAUCAUUCACGAUUCACAUCGAUAACGGAGCAGUCGUUCUUUGGAAAAUGUCGUCACGUAAAGUUUAUAGCUCGGCUGGGGUAACAGGUUACCAUUUGGGAAGUAAUGAGGCCAGAAUUUCAAAGAAGCAUGCUAGGCCAUCUGAUGCUAUAGGAGUCCAGAAAAACCAAGCGAUCAUAGCACAUUUGAAAAGGGAAGGGCAACAAUUUGAAGACCCUGAUUUCCCAGCCACAGAUGAAGCCCUCUUCUUCAGCAGGAAGCCCCCGAAGCCUUUUGUAUGGAAAAGACCAUCGGAAAUAUGCGCGGACCCGAAAUUAUUUGUUGGAGGCGCUAGUCGAUUCGAUAUCGUACAGGGAAUCUCUGGUGACGUAUGGCUUUUAGCAGGCAUUGCCAGUCUGUGUCAAUACGAAGCCCUAUUGUACCAGGUCAUACCUAAAGACCAAGAUUUAAGCUCGAACCAGGGAGCGAUUAGGUUCCGUUUCUGGCAGUAUGGAAGAUGGGAAGAAGUCAUCGUGGAUGAUCGAUUGCCAACUUACAACAAUAAGCUGGUCUUCAUGCAUUCUGCAGAAAAGAAUGAAUUUUGGAGUGCCCUCCUCGAAAAAGCAUAUGCGAAGCUAGCAGGCAGCUACGAGGCACUUAAAGGUGGACAAACUUCUGAGGCGAUGGAGGACCUUACUGGUGGCGUGGUCGUAACUUUCAACCUCCAAAAACAACCUGCGAACCUCUUCAAGAUUCUUUUGAAAAACCAAGACAGGCAGUCCUUGAUGUGCUGUAGCAUUGAAGCUAAGCCGAAUGAAAUUGAGGCAAAAAUGGAUAAUGGCCUGAUAAAAGGACACGCUUACACUGUUACUGCUGUGAGAAAGGUACACGCCAGAACAAGAACAGGACAACAUGAUGUCGAACUUAUUCGUAUCCGUAAUCCAUGGGGGAAUGAGCGUGAAUGGACUGGUCCUUGGAGUGACAGAUCCAAUGAGUGGAGCUUAUUGUCCGAAGAAGAGAAGAAGAAUUUGGGUUUGUCCUUCGAUCAUGAUGGAGAGUUCUGGAUGAGCUUCGAUGAUUUUACGAAGAACUUCACCACAGUGGAGGUGUGUAUGCUUAGCCCUGAUAGUGCUGGAGAAGAGUCCAAAAAAAGAUGGGAAAUGCAAAUUAAUCAGGGAAGCUGGCAAAAACAUGUUAGCGCUGGCGGAUGCCGUAAUUUCCCGGACUCGUUCUUCCUCAAUCCGCAGUACAGAGUGAAACUGGAAGACCCUGAUGACGAUGACGAUGUGGAUAACUGUACCCUUGUGAUUGAAUUGACGCAAAAAGGGCGAAGGAAGCAAAAGCGAGUUGGUUCACAGAAUCUGACCAUCGGCUUCUCUGGUUAUGAGGUUGGAGAUGAUGCUGCUGAGUACGAGAGCGAUGGUCGCUUGAACAAAGAUUUCUUCCUGUACCACAAAUCCUUCUUCCGAUCGGAAAACUUUGGUAACGGCCGUAGCGUCUGGGGCCGUUAUAGCCUGCCUCCGGGGGAAUACGUCAUACUACCGAGCACGUUCAAAAGUGAAGAGGAAGGCGACUUUCUUCUGCGUAUGUUCUCUGAAAAGUCGGCCGGCUCCAGUGCGAUGGAUACAGAAACUCAAGUUACAUACAAGCCAAAAAAGUCGACUGAAGCUGAAAAUGCCCAAUUUGAUGCUAAGUUCAAGUCCUUCUUUGAUAAAGUCGCUGGAGCAGAUGAUGAAAUUGAUUCAUUUGAACUGCAACAGGUUUUGAAUGCUGCAUUCAAAAAAGAGACCGGCGGAAGAGAUUGCAGCCUGGAAGCAUGCAGAAGUCUUGUUGCAUCGGUUGAUCGUGAUCGAAAUGGGAAACUGGUUUAUGAGGAGUUUAGGGAAAUGUGGCAGGAGGUCAUGAAAUGGAAGACAAUUUUCUCCGACUAUGAUAAAGAUAACAGUGGAGACAUGAACGCUGUGGAAAUGCGUGGUGCGCUUUCGAAGUUGGGCUUUAGACUGUCCACCCCGGCCCUGUCGUCCGUUGUUCUGCGGUAUGCUAACAAGAAAGGUCGCGUCAGCCUCGACGAUUACAUCCAAAUUUGCGCUCGAGUGAAGUCUGCAUUUGAGAGCUACCUUUCCUACCAGGGAAAGAGUUUCUCCCUUGACGACUACAUUAUGUCGACCAUUUACACCUAAGGAGGACUAAACGGACCGACGACAGAUUGGAUGGCGAUCAUAUUGGCCCUCUACGUGCAUAAUGAUUAACCACGUUCUUUCGCACAUGUAUCAAUUAACUAUUAUUAGCCUGGUGGAUGUCUGAGGUGAAGGAACUGUACGUGACUAACACAAACAUUAUAUCCUUUGUAUACAUAUCUCCAAAGUCGGAUUAGUUAAAAAAAACCUCCAACUUGGAUUUCCUCAAUUUUUGAAUGAAAUUGCCACUUUUCAACCCCUACCUGGCGGUCGCAGUUUUUGGAGGAUUGUAUUGGUUAGGGUCUCAAAAUGAUGCUAAUGCUCCAUUUUACUACCCACCCACUGGAUUGGCCUAAGCUCUACCAUGGCAACACUCAUUACUUAUUCAUGUGUGUGUACACUAGCGGCACAUAGGGGGAGAAAAGAACACUACAGGACCAUUGCCCCAAAAUUGGGCUCAGUUGUAAAGCAGCUCUACAUACAAUACAACAUGGUGAUGAAGUGCUUAACUGAAAGACUAAGAAGUAAAUGCCAUUGGGUAGUAGGGAGGAAAUGCAGCUCAGUGGUACAAGAAUUGUCAGAAUCGGUAGACUGGUGUCUGAUCUGAAGCUGUCGAAAGAAAGGCUAUAUUUCUGGGUUUCAAGUUAAAGGUUUUUUUAAACUAAUCCGUCUUUGAUAUCUCCUAGGCCUACGUGUAUCAUGGCCUUUGUACCAAACACUAUUGUCAAGAUGAUGAAUCUGGAGAUGUUCUUCUGUAUUACCAAACCUAUCAGAUUGGUUGUGGAUAUCCAAACAAAAGGAAAUGUAAAGCUAUUGCAAACACGUUCUAGUUUUGUCGAUCUACGUUGGUCUAUGAAAUCCAUCAAGAAGUCGGAGAUGGUCUCACUCAGCAGGUGUAAAAUCACGCGCCGGCUUGAACUUUGGUAAGCUGUAUGCUCGACGAAAACGAACUGUGUGGGACUCUGCAACUUAUUUGAAUUACUUAAGUACCAAGUACUCAAAAAAACUGGAACACACUCAAUAAAACUGAAUAUAUCGGCGAUACGGGUGAAGGGUAUGUCAAAUUUGCUUAUUUUUAAUCUGACAUUGGCUAUUGGUUAUUUAAUAAUGAAAUUAUCCACGUCCUUAGGGCCGCAGUGCGAAAAAAUUUUAGUCAUUUUUGUCAUAAAAAAUCUAUUUUCACAACCUCCAGGUCAGGUUAAAGUUCCAAAUUAAGUGAAAAAUCUUCAGCAGAUUUCAUCAUGAAUAGAGAUGUGAAAUGCAGGUAAUUCGGUGAAAAAUUGUAACUCACAAUAGCCGUGUGAUUUAUUGUUUUCAGAAGAAUACUAUCUUAGGGUUAAUAAAUUCCUUAUAGCUUAGA